AUGAAUGUCCGUCAGAAUGAGCUGCGACUGACGGUCGAAUUGCGACAAGUGACAGAUGCGGUGGAAUGCAUAUUUCAUUCACUUCUUCUGCAUAGAACACUAGGCAGAUUCCAAUACAACGAUGAGAAGACGUUUUCAAUCGGAUCCAUCGGCAUCAAAGAGGUCAAUUGUGAGCAGAUCGAUAUGACUUAUGUUCGUGUAAACUCGACAGAACUCGCAAUGUGUGUGGAUGAGGACAUUCGUCAAUUCAAAUAUGAAGUCGAAGAGGCGACAUGCUCCGGCUCGAUUCCACGACGGACACCUACAGUAGGCAGUCCAACAGACAGUGCAGUUCCAUUGCUCUCCGCACAAAUCGGUCUUCAAUUCUAUACGAAAUCAAAGAAACCGAAUUCAGUGAUAGGAACUGCGGUAUCGUGGUUUGGAGGAGCGACUGGAGCCACUUCUGCUGGAAGUGGAUUAUCGAUUGAUGAGGGCACAUCUUGGGAGGAAUGGAAAUUGAUUCUCGAUGUGUUCCGUGUGGAAUCAAUCGAUGAAUUGCAGAAAAUGCGGCAAAGAGUUGCUGAUGAUAUUGGAGAGAAAGUUCUCGAUAUAUGUGAACAUAUCAAUCAUAAUCACUAUACACCGAAAAUGCCAUCGAGAACUGAAAUUCCUGAAGUUUUUGAGACGAGAUUCUCGGAUUGUCAGCCGUAUUUGUUCAAGAUUCGGAGACAGGCGGUGCCGAGUAAGUAA
Caenorhabditis remanei is the source of this 729-nucleotide messenger RNA. RefSeq lists its product as uncharacterized. Gene Ontology annotation, cellular component: phagophore assembly site. The record is from RefSeq and is a predicted model, not a curated record. Lineage: Eukaryota; Metazoa; Nematoda; Chromadorea; Rhabditida; Rhabditidae. Gene Ontology annotation, biological process: autophagosome assembly; autophagy. The coding region runs from base 1 to 729 and encodes 242 amino acids. The transcript has 4 exons.